Molecule: messenger RNA, 2273 nt
Organism: Rubroshorea leprosula
Lineage: Eukaryota; Viridiplantae; Streptophyta; Magnoliopsida; Malvales; Dipterocarpaceae
Source: the annotation of a GenBank genome assembly
CAAUCCGAGGGUAGUAGACCGGAUAGCAAAGUUGACCUGCGUCCUCCAAAAUAAUAGUGUUGGUUUAAAGCCUUGAAGGUUCGAAUCUCAAACAUGUCAUUCUUCUCCCUUCUCUGCCCUGUAAACCACCAAAAAAAUAAAAAAUAAAAAAUAAAAAACCUUUCUAGACAUAUAGAAGGAUCAAUUUGUUCACCCAAUUCCAAUAAUGCAGAUGGUCAUCAUCUUAUCGUAACAAACUACACCUCCCGAGGCAGGCACAAACUCCGAAGCUACUCCUUUAUCCAUUCCUCCCCAUCCAGACGCCCACAAUUAUCAUGCAAACGCACAUCAUGUCAUGCAAUAUUCUAAAUAUAGUCCAUAAGGAUAAUAUCCGACACCGUCUAACUAAUCCUUUAUAUAUGCGUGCCUAUUUUUUUGCCGUUGUAUACCACAGAGAAUCCGGUUAGCUUGUAGAAGAACAACAUGGACAUUGGGACAUAUUACCAGCCAUCAAGGAAAAUCACUGCCUACGAUGUCCCUGAAGGGGUGGACAUUCGGGGUCGAUUUGAUGAGGAGUUUGCAAAGAUCCUCACGAAGGAUGCUUUGCAGUUCGUUGCGGAUUUGCAGCGAGAGUUCAGAAACCAUAUCAAGUAUGCAAUGGAGUAUCGUAAGGAAGCAAAGAAGAGGUACAAUGAGGGGGCAUUACCAGGGUUCGAUCCUACCACCAGGUACAUAAGGGAAGGGGAGUGGACUUGUGCACCUGUCCCACCUGCUGUUGCUGAUCGCAAGGUGGAAAUUACUGGACCCGUAGAGAGGAAGAUGAUCAUCAAUGCACUCAAUUCUGGGGCUAAAGUAUUCAUGGCUGAUUUUGAAGAUGCACUGUCACCAAGUUGGGAGAAUCUGAUGAGGGGGCAAGUAAACUUGAAGGAUGCUGUUGAUGGGACAAUAAGUUUCCAUGACAAGGCUAGGAGCAGAGUGUACAAGCUCAACAAUCAAACAGCUAAGUUGUUUGUCCGUCCCAGGGGUUGGCACUUGCCUGAGUCUCACAUCCUCAUCGACGGUGAACCAGCAACUGGUUGCCUUGUGGAUUUUGGCCUUUACUUCUUCCACAACUUUGCAACAUUCCGUCAGGCUCAGGGCCAAGGGUUCGGACCCUUCUUCUAUCUACCUAAGAUGGAACAUUCAAGGGAAGCAAAAAUAUGGAACUGUGUGUUUGAGAGGGCGGAGAAGAUGGCGGGUAUUGAAAGGGGAAGCGUCAGGGCCACCGUUUUGAUUGAAACGCUCCCUGCCGUCUUCCAAAUGGACGAAAUCCUCUAUGAGCUCAGGGAUCACUCUGUAGGAUUGAAUUGUGGAAGAUGGGAUUACAUUUUCAGCUACGUGAAAAUGUUCCAGGGUCACUGGGAUCGACUUUUACCGGAUAGGGUUCAGGUCGGCAUGACCCAGCAUUUCAUGAAAAGUUACUCCGAUCUCCUCAUCAGGACAUGCCAUCGGCGUGGCGUCCAUGCCAUGGGAGGAAUGGCAGCUCAGAUUCCGAUCAGGGAUAAUCCGGCGGCGAAUGAGGCGGCGCUGGAUCUUGUGAGGAAAGAUAAAUUGAGAGAGGUGAAGGCAGGGCAUGACGGAACAUGGGCGGCGCACCCUGGACUCAUCCCAGCUUGCAUGGAAGUCUUCACCAACAACAUGGGCAAUGCUCCAAACCAAAUUCAAACCCUGAAACGAGAAGACGCGGCGAACCUGACGAAAGAAGACCUCCUACAAAGGCCGAGAGGAGUUCGUACCAUGGAAGGCCUCCGCCUGAACACCAGGAUCGGGAUACAAUACCUUGCAGCAUGGCUCACUGGAACAGGGUCCGUGCCUCUGUACAACUUGAUGGAAGAUGCUGCUACGGCAGAGAUCAGCAGGGUCCAGAACUGGCAAUGGCUGAAAUACGGAGCGGAGUUGGACGGAGAUGGGUUUGGGGUGAAAGUGACCCCUGAGCUGUUUGGGAGAGUGGUGGAGGAAGAGAUGACCAGGAUUGAGAACGAGGUAGGGAAGGAGAAGUUCCGGAAGGGAAUGUACAAAGAUGCUUGCAAGAUUUUCAGCCGGCAGUGCAUGGCGAAGACGCUGGAUGAUUUCCUGACUUUGGAUGCCUAUAAUCACAUUGUGAUGCAUUAUCCAAAGGGGGUGUCUAAAAUGUGAAUUGGAGGCCAUCCUUUAUUAGUGGUUUUCUUUGGCAGCUUGUACUCUGUUUCAGUCUAAUUUGUGUCUAAAUCUCUGCUUAUGACACUGCUAAUAAGUAAUAAUAAUAUUUACUUAUU